Messenger RNA from Lodderomyces parapsilosis, 1719 nucleotides. Its product is annotated as sugar porter family MFS transporter. Gene Ontology annotation, molecular function: carbohydrate:proton symporter activity. Gene Ontology annotation, biological process: transmembrane transport; carbohydrate transport. NCBI's taxonomy places the organism in Eukaryota, Fungi, Ascomycota, Pichiomycetes, Serinales, Debaryomycetaceae. The coding region runs from base 1 to 1719 and encodes 572 amino acids. Gene Ontology annotation, cellular component: plasma membrane. The record is from RefSeq and is a predicted model, not a curated record. The transcript has a single exon.
AUGUCACAACCAGCAACGCAUGCAGAUGCUGCAUCAUCAUCACAAACAGAAAAUACCCCUACUCAUGAAAUACAAGAAAAGUACGAAAACCAAGAAGAACUACCAGAGGAUCUUGAAAAGGAUGAACAACACAGUAACCAUGAGCUAGCCAAGAAGCCAAUGAGCGCUUAUAUUGGAGUAUGCUUUAUGUGUGUACUUAUAGCUUUUGGUGGAUUUGUUUUUGGUUUCGAUACUGGUACCAUUUCUGGGUUUGUUAACAUGACUGAUUUUAAAAGAAGAUUUGGUCAACAAAGAUCGGAUGGAACGCACUACUUUUCCAAUGUUAGAACUGGUUUGAUUAUUGCUAUGUUUAACGCCGGAUGUGCUGUAGGAGCAAUUUUCCUUUCAAAAGCUGCUGAUCUAUGGGGAAGAAGAUUGGCUAUUAUGAUGGCUAUGGUUAUUUACAUUGUUGGUAUCAUUGUGCAAAUUUCGUCUACAGAUAAAUGGUACCAAAUAAUGAUUGGAAGAAUCUUUACUGGUCUCGCUGUUGGAACUUUAUCAGUUGUUUGUCCAUUGUUUAUCUCGGAAACUUCACCUAAACAUUUGAGAGGUACAUUGGUUUGUUGUUUCCAAUUGAUGAUCACUAUGGGUAUCUUUUUGGGUUACUGUACUACCUAUGGUACCAAGCAAAGUUACUCUGACUCGAGACAAUGGAGAAUCCCAUUGGGUUUGUGUUUUGCAUGGGCUUUGUUUUUAGCUGGUGGUAUGAUUGAUAUGCCCGAAUCACCAAGAUACCUCAUUGGUAAAGACAAGAUUGAAAAGGCCAAGGCAUCACUUGCAAAGACAAACAAAGUUUCUGAAGAAGAUCCAGCAUUGUUAAAGGAAGCCAGAUUAAUUCAAGCUGGUGUAGAAAGAGAAAGAUUAGCAGGAAAAGCAGGUUGGAUGACUUUGAUCACUGGUAAGCCAAGAAUUUUUGAAAGAGUUGUUGUGGGUGCUCUCUGUCAAGCUUUGCAACAAUUGACUGGUAACAAUUACUUUUUCUACUACAGUACCACCAUUUUCCAAGCCAUUGGUUUAGACGAUUCAUUUCAAACUUCCAUCAUUAUUGGUGUUAUCAACUUUGCCUCCACUUUCUUGGGUAUCUACUUGAUUGAGAAAUUAGGUAGAAGACAAUGUUUGUUGGUUGGUUCAGUUGGUAUGUCAAUUUGUUUUUUGAUCUACUCAUUGAUCGGUACCCAAAGUCUUUACAUUGAUGGUCCUGAUGGUCCAACUAGACAACCAUCAGGAAGAGCAUUGAUUUUCAUUACAUGUCUUUUCGUUUUCAUUUUUGCUUCGACAUGGGCUGGUGGUGUCUACUCUAUUGUCUCAGAGUUAUAUCCAUUGAAGGUGAGAUCAAAGGCUAUUGGUGUUGCUAGUGCUGCAAAUUGGAUUUUUGGUUUCUUGAUUUCAUUCUUUACUUCGUUCAUUACUCAAGCAAUUCAUUUCUACUAUGGAUUUGUCUUUUUUGGAUGUUUGUUGUUCUCAAUCUUUUUCGUUUACUUUAUGGUUUACGAAACAAAGGGACUUAGUUUGGAAGAUGUUGAUGAAUUGUAUCAAAGUGGCAUACCUGCUUGGAAAUCUUCUAAAUGGACUCCACCUUCAGAAGAAGAGAUGGCCACUUCAACCGGUUACGCUGCUUACUCCAAACCACAAAAUGAACAUGUCAAUGAUGACGAGCUUGUACAAAGCAAUAGCAAUUAA